Ficedula albicollis (Collared flycatcher) is the source of this 594-nucleotide messenger RNA. Its product is annotated as C-type lectin domain family 4 member E-like. Lineage: Eukaryota; Metazoa; Chordata; Aves; Passeriformes; Muscicapidae. The record is from RefSeq and is a predicted model, not a curated record.
AUGAACUGGGCUGAGAGUGAGCAGAACUGCUCUGGGAUGGGCUCCCAGCUGGUGGUGAUCAACAGCAAGGCAGAGCAGGAGUUCCUCUCCGAGCAGAUAAAACAACCUCCACAAAGGGAGUAUUUCUACAUUGGUCUGUUUGUGGACAAGGAGGUGGAUCCCUUCGGGCACAGCAGUGACCAGCAGAGCCUGCAGCAGCAGUUGUUGGAGUGGAAGUGCCACUCAGCGGUGCCACAAGGCACGGACCGAGGCUGGACGUGCUGCCCAGAGGGCUGGAGGAGGUUUCAAAGAAGCUGCUGUUUCCUGUCCCUUGCUAGGAUGAACUGGGCUGAGAGUGAGCAGAACUGCUCUGGGAUGGGCUCCCAGCUGGUGGUGAUCAACAGCAAGGCAGAGCAGGAGUUCCUCUCCGAGCAGAUAAAACAACCUCCACAAAGGGAGUAUUUCUACAUUGGUCUGUUUGUGGACAAGGAGGGCCGGUGGCAGUGGGUGGACAAGACUCCAUAUGAUGCAACAGCAGCAUGAGUAUCUCUGGGUGAAGAGUUCUUGGUGUGACUUCUGGUAGGAAAAUAAAUAGGACAGAUGUGAGGGGGUCUG